Molecule: messenger RNA, 351 nt
Organism: Gongylonema pulchrum
Lineage: Eukaryota; Metazoa; Nematoda; Chromadorea; Rhabditida; Gongylonematidae
Source: the annotation of a GenBank genome assembly
AUGCAGCUAAUGCUGCGAUACAUAUGUCUCAGAAAUGCGGCUCUAAAUAUUUCCUGCACAAUUCGCGGCGAAUAUAUAAAGUCACUGCUGCGACAAGAUGCUGCAUGGUUCGACCAGCAAAAAGCAGGCACACUUACCGCUCAGCUUAAUGAAAAUAUCAACAAAAUCAGAGAUGGUAUUGGCGAUAAAGUGGGCCUGAUUGUGCGCAAUACCACGAUGUUUUUAACUGGUAUUACAGUCGGCUUUAUCUACAACUGGAGAGUAACGCUGGUCUUGUUCGGUACGGGACCUGUAUCGGCCGCACUACUUUCCUUCAUGGCACGGGUGCGUCUUUUGAUUCAAAUCCGAUGA